Linum trigynum is the source of this 1851-nucleotide messenger RNA. The record is from the annotation of a GenBank genome assembly. Lineage: Eukaryota; Viridiplantae; Streptophyta; Magnoliopsida; Malpighiales; Linaceae.
AUGGCGGAGGAGCAGGAGGAGACCGGCGGCAGUGGUGUCGCCUCCCGGACAUUCCGCGCUCUGGUGGAGAGCGCGGACAGGAAGUUCGCGCGGGUGCGGGACCUCCCGGCGUACGGGCGGGGUCACGCCCACUAUUUUCAGAAGGUAUUCAAGGCGUAUAUGAGGCUGUGGAAGUACCAGCAGGAGAACCGGUCCGACCUGGUCGCCGCUGGUCUGAACCGGUGGGAAAUCGGCGAGAUCGCUAGCCGGAUCGGCCAGCUCUACUUCAACCAGUACAUGAGGACCAGCGAGGCCAGGUUCUUGGUCGAGGCCUAUGUCUUCUACGAGGCGAUUCUGCGCCGGAGGUACUUCGACGGGGCCAACGCCAAGGAUCUCGGGGUGAGAUUCAAGGAGCUCAGGUUUUAUGCACGGUUUCUGCUGGUUUCUUUGAUCUUGAACCGUCAUGAGAUGGUUCAAUUGCUGGUUGAGAGGUUCAGAGCCGUCGUCGAUGAUAGCAAGUCCAAGUUUCGGGAGGCAAGUUUUAAAGAGUGGAAGCUUGUAGUACAAGAAAUUGUCCGCUUUAUGGAAAUUGAGACUGCUUAUAAGAGUUCAAGGCCUGUACGUUACUGUGCUCUGUUUGAUUCACAUCCAGCUUCUCGGCCUUAUGUGGCUCGUUUCCAUGCAAAGAAGGUUCUGAAGUUCAAAAAUGCAAUCCUAAUGAGCUACCAUCGGAAUGAGGUCAAAUUUUCUGAGCUUACUCUGGACACACACAGGAUGCUGCAAUUUUUGGAAUGGGAACCAAGCGGAUCUUUCUAUCAAAAACAAACUGUUGAAUCGGUCUAUCCAAACUUUCCUGUUGCGCCACAAGAAAAUGGCUCUGCAGUGGAUCAUUCUGAAGCUUCUGGGCUGAUAGAUAUAAACCUGGCCGCUGAUUUGAUUGAUCCGACUCUGCCACCAAACCCUAGGAAAGCUGUCCUUUAUCGUCCUUCUGUUACACAACUGUUAGCGGUGAUGGCAACAAUCUGUGAGGAGCUGCCUCCUGAAAGCGUUAUGCUCAUUUAUCUUUCAGCUUCAGGGAAGAGUAGUCAAGGUACUGUUUCGCGCAUGGAUGGCUCUGACGGAUCAAGGAAAUCCUCAAAAGGAAAAGCUGUAUCUGGCACUCUUAGUGAACAAAAUAACUUGAGAGCUGGAAAUUUAAGCAAUGGAAAGGCAGAGGCCAGUGACUACUAUAGUGAUUACCUUUGGUUGGGUCCUAGGAGCAAUGGUGGAACUAAUAUCCUUCACCCGGGUGAUAUAAUUCCUUUCACUAGAAAACCUCUUUUUCUGAUCAUUGAUAGUGACAACAGCCAUGCAUUCAAGGUGUUACAUGGUGCAGAAAGGGGAGAACCCGUUGCCUUACUGCUUUCACCCUUGAGGCCGUCAUUUAAGAAUGCAUCCUUUGUCAACAGUGCAAUUCACAGUGGAAGUCAGUUUACCUUUUUCUUGACUUCCCCACUGCAAGCAUUCUGCCAAAUGGUUGACCUCAAAACUUCUGACGUCGAUACAGAUGAUUACAGCAAUGCCGAGGAAACACUUGCCACUGCAUUUUCUCAGUGGGAGGUGAUUCUUUGUACUUCAAGGAACCUCGAUCUUGUCUGGGCACAAGUCAUGCUUGAUCCAUUUUUGCGCCGCCUUAUCCUACGAUUCAUAUUCUGCCGAUCUGUGCUCUUGUUCUUCAGCCCUCCAGGCCACAUCGAAGAAUGUACUCCUGUCUGUGUACCACAACUUCCAGUUUCUGUUUCUGCGGGGUCUGAAGUAGUGAGGUCUGCAGUCCACCAACUAGCAAACCAGUUUAAUGUUGCCGGCAGUUUCCACUUCAAUAACACCUGUUAG